Messenger RNA from Arabidopsis lyrata subsp. lyrata, 624 nucleotides. Its product is annotated as F-box protein At3g28330. Gene Ontology annotation, biological process: SCF-dependent proteasomal ubiquitin-dependent protein catabolic process. Lineage: Eukaryota; Viridiplantae; Streptophyta; Magnoliopsida; Brassicales; Brassicaceae. Bases 1 to 624 code for a protein of 207 amino acids. The transcript is spliced from 2 exons. The record is from RefSeq and is a predicted model, not a curated record. Gene Ontology annotation, molecular function: protein binding; ubiquitin-protein transferase activity.
AUGGAGUCCUUCACAGAGGAUCUAUGGGGAAUUAUACUUGCGAGAUUACCACUUAGGAGCAUCACCUCUUCCAAAUUGGUUUGCAAGCAAUGGAAAUCAAUAGUAGAAUCUCCGGUGUUCCGCCAGCUGUUCUUGUCUCAUCAUCAAAACUCGCAUUCUUCGUGGUCGCUCAUCUACAAGCAUUGGCCGGUAGAAGUCGUGGCUCACUACGGAUGUGCGAUAUGGGGACUUACACGAUCUCUAGGUUCUUACUUGUCGUCUUUCCUAUCCAAAACAUUCGAGACACAUAAUGAAAAGGUCAGAGUCCUGGCUUACACCAACGUUGGAUUGAUUUUGAUUGGUUUGGGAUCUGACUUGAAGAAUCCAACUUACUACGUGGCUAAUCCGAUUUCACAACAAUGUGUGAAAAUCCCACCUCGGCCUCUUCGUCCUCUAGGUCAACAAGAGGAAUGUUUCAGACCUGGACUCGUCACACGCAUUGAAAAAGACGUCCUUUUAAGUUACAAAAUUGUGUUGAUGGAUAGGACUAACAUCAGAACAGAGUCAUCCCCAGUUGCACUCUAUGACUUACAUCGAUCCCAUUACCUUGAACGGAAACAUUUACUGGAUGGGCGUCAACCUUGA